Messenger RNA from Juglans microcarpa x Juglans regia, 681 nucleotides. RefSeq names its product transcription factor MYB114-like. The record is from RefSeq and is a predicted model, not a curated record. NCBI's taxonomy places the organism in Eukaryota, Viridiplantae, Streptophyta, Magnoliopsida, Fagales, Juglandaceae.
AUGGAGGGCUCUUUUGCCGUGCGAAAAGGGGCAUGGACUGCAGGGGAAGAUAAGCUUCUGAAAGAUUGCAUUGAGAAGGAUGGAGAAGGAAAGUGGCACCAAGUUCCUCUCAGAGCAGGCUUAAAUAGAUGUCGAAAAAGCUGUAGACAAAGGUGGUUGAACUAUCUAAAACCAAAUAUCAAGAGAGGAGACUUCGAAGAGGAUGAAGUUGAUCUAAUGAUCAGACUCCAUACGCUCUUGGGUAACAGAUGGUCAUUGAUUGCUGGCAGACUUCCAGGAAGAACAGCCAACGGUGUAAAGAACUAUUGGUAUACACAUCUACGUAAGAAGUUACCUUCUCGCAUUAAAUUCGACGUGAAAGAUAAACAAAAAGACAUGAUCAUCAAGAAGGUGACUGUAAUAAAACCUCGACCUCGAAGCUUCUCCCAUUUGUUAAAUGGGAAACCUACAACUAAAGAAAGCAGCUUUCAACAGAAGGACCAUGCAGCUAUAAACAUGUCUCCAUCGCUGAUGCCAUCUGAGAAUACAAUCAAUUGGUGGGAAAGCUUGUUGGAUGACUGGCAAAGUAAUGAAAUAGACCCAUUCAUGAGUAACGUAGGUGGGUUAUGUAAAGAGCCAAGUCUUGGGGCUGAUGUCUCUUUUGACAUGAACAGCCUUCAGGAUUUUCUUGGCGUGGAAUAA